AUUUUGCUGCAGAAUUCGAACUGCAUUUUCCCUUUCUUUUUCUAAGCAACCAAACGGGAAUUAACUGCUACUCGCCAUUGCUAAUUCCGAGUCUCAAAAUUCUCUAUUUCGAGAUUUUGAUGUUCUUCUCCUUCGCAAGUUUCCACCAACAAUUGAAGUUCGCUGCAGACGUCCUACUCAUUCAGCUUCCGAACACCUCGAACCUCCAGAGGUAUCCUCUCCCUGCUUUUAUUCACUGUGAACUUUAGAAUUUUCAUGCAUUUUCCAUUUCAAUUGUGCCUUUUAUCCGAUACUAAUCUGUUUAUGUUCAUAGUUCAUGGAAAUUUCAACAUCUUAGAAAAAAAUUUAGUUAGUACUGGAACGAGACUGCUGUAUUGAAUUUUGAUGCAGGUUUUGGGGUAAAUAACAUCUCCAAAAUUUA
Messenger RNA from Rubroshorea leprosula, 421 nucleotides. The record is from the annotation of a GenBank genome assembly. Lineage: Eukaryota; Viridiplantae; Streptophyta; Magnoliopsida; Malvales; Dipterocarpaceae.